AUGGCUCCUCGCGCUCUCUCAUGGAUCAGCGUCUCUCUGCUUGUCUUCUUGGCGUCGUGGUCAUGCAUUGCGGCCAGGGGCGGACGGGCGCCCAGAACCGCCGACCCGACUGACGGGUUCACGGCGGUGAGGCUCGGCGAGAGCAACUUCGCGUUGCAGCGCCCGUUCGACGAGGCGAUCGGCUCACGAUACAGCUUCGACGGCACCGUGCGAAGGCUUUGGGUGCUCUCUUCCGACAAGCCCCAUGUCCGCCAGAGCCGAACAAAACCAAGGACUGAGAUCAGGAUGACAGGCUACGACUACAGCUCCGGCGUGUGGCAGUUCGAGGGCUACGGCUACGUCCCAUCCGGCACGACGGGGGUGUGUAUCAUGCAGGUGUUCGGCGCCAGCGACGGGGCCAGCACGUUCAUGCUGCGCGUCUACGAUGGUGCGCUACGCUACUACGCCCGGCAGCUAGUCGAGGACAACAUCUAUAACAGGUGGUUCCGGCUGAACGUGGUCCACGAUGUCAAGGCGUCGACACUCACCGUGUACAUCGACGGCGAGCAGAAGCUGCGUGUCCACGGCCGCGGCGGCCACUCGUACUUCUUCAAGUUCGGCGUGUACGCGCAGAACCACGACUCCAGCCGCAUGGAGUCUCGCUGGAAGCACGUGAGAAUCCUCAAGAAACAUUAG
Messenger RNA from Aegilops tauschii subsp. strangulata, 675 nucleotides. Its product is annotated as citrate-binding protein-like. The record is from RefSeq and is a predicted model, not a curated record. NCBI's taxonomy places the organism in Eukaryota, Viridiplantae, Streptophyta, Magnoliopsida, Poales, Poaceae.